AUGCCGGGAAAGAUCAUUGACAGUUACGAUCACGUUCCUGUGACCAAGGAAGCUUUGGACUGGGCGGAGCUUGUUACCCUCGAUCUGAGCAAGUAUGAGCAGCCCGGCGGCAAGGAAGAGCUUGUAAAACAGCUAGAGCAUGCUGUGCAACAUGUUGGAUUUUUCUAUGUGAAGAACUUCAACAUCAGCCAGGAAGAAGUUGAUCAGCAAUUUGCUCUCGGCCGCGAAUUUUAUGCUUUGCCCCUCGAGGAGAAGCUCAAGUAUCAUAACGCGGAUGACCUUGCCAGGGGGGAGUACAAUGGAUAUCGACCUGCCGGUCAUCGCAUCCUCGGGAAUGGAGUCAAGGAUAAUGUGCAAGUUUACAAUAUCCCCAAAUUUGAUGGCUAUCAUGAGAGGCAGCAACCACCAGUGCUGUUAGAGAAUAUCGCCGAGAUUGAGGCUUUCAGUCGCAAAUGCCACACUGAAGUAGUAGAAAAGCUCCUCCGUCUCUUCGCCAUCCUCCUCGAACUACCAGACGAGGACCAACUGGUCCGCGACCACCAAUACAACAUCAAGGGCGAAGACCAUCUACGCUACAUGCACUACGCAGCCCGCAGCCCGGAAGAAAACGAAAAAGUCGGCGGCCUCUAUACCCCCGGCCACACCGAUCUAGGCUCGAUAACCCUACUAUUCCGUCAGCCUGUGGCUGCCCUUCAGAUCCUCAACUCAGAUGGGGAUUGGAAGUGGGUGCGCCCGCAGGACGGGACUAUUACGAUUAACACCUGUGAUGCAUUGACAGCUCUUACUGGUGGCUUGAUCAAGUCUAGUGUUCACCGUGUACACACUCCCCCUGCAGACCAGGCACAUGUCGAUCGGCUGGGUGUUCUAUACUUUGCCCGUCCUAAUAACCAUGUUGUUCUGGACCCGAUUCAGAACAGUCCCUUGCUGAAUCGGCUUGGUCUCACGCAGAAUGCUUUCACUGAGAUUGGGCAACAUCUGACUAUGGAGCAGUGGGUCAAGGUGCGACAGACUCAGCAACAACGCCGCCACAAGGAUGUUAAGGUGUCGAAGGAUGGGAAAUACACUUACGGGGAGAAGGAUUUGGAGAUUAUUCCUGGUCUGGAAGCUAAAAUUUACAAUUAA
Molecule: messenger RNA, 1122 nt
Organism: Penicillium subrubescens
Lineage: Eukaryota; Fungi; Ascomycota; Eurotiomycetes; Eurotiales; Aspergillaceae
Product: Clavaminate synthase-like protein
Exons: 6
Coding region: 1-1122 (373 amino acids)
Molecular function (GO): dioxygenase activity
Source: RefSeq, a predicted model, not a curated record